Prunus avium (sweet cherry) is the source of this 811-nucleotide messenger RNA. Its product is annotated as putative pectinesterase/pectinesterase inhibitor 26. The record is from RefSeq and is a predicted model, not a curated record. NCBI's taxonomy places the organism in Eukaryota, Viridiplantae, Streptophyta, Magnoliopsida, Rosales, Rosaceae. Gene Ontology annotation, molecular function: enzyme inhibitor activity.
AUAUAAUGUGCUAAACUCGUUUGCUCAAUCAUCUAAAAACAACCUUCUUUCCCCUUCUCCCUAACCUCUUGUUCCUUAAUUGUCUCUCCUCUUGUACCUCCUCCUGUAAAGAGAAGAGAAGAGACAAUGGAGCUCAUCAACAGCCGGGUCUUCCUCCUCGUCCUCCUCAUAUCCAUCUCUUCCGGUCAAGUCUCAUCACGCCCAACCCCGCAGUCGGAUCCGGCUGUUGAAAAAAUCUGUGCCAAGACUGCAAACUCUGCUCUUUGCUCCAGCACCGUCCUUCCUAACCUACACGGCAAUGCCGACCCUACAACCGUCCUUCAAAUAGAGAUGAAGGCAUGCUUGGACCUCACCCAAGAGGCCCUCGGCCAGUUGAAGAAGACGGCCAGCAAUCCCUCCACAUCGCCAGCAGAUGUGUCGUCGAUCAAAGUAUGCCAAGAAGUCUACGAAUCUGCCGUAGAUGACAUCAACGGUGCCAGUGAGGCCAUUGCCGCGAGCGACGUCGGCACUUUACAAACCAGGCUUAGCGGAGUGAUUACCUAUUUUGGUACUUGUGAUGAUGCUGUCGCCGAGUCUCCCGGCUCCAAGCUGCCUUUGAAGGAGGACGAUGUUGUUACAUUGCGUAAGCUGGCAAGCAACUGCAUGGCCAUCUCUACAUUGCUCAAGUAGACUAGCAAUAGACUGCUCCCUUACUUAACUCUGUUUCACAAACUGCACUGCACUGCACCACUUUUGAUCAGAGAUGGAAUAUGCUGUUGACAAUAUUAUUAAAUAAUUUAAUACAAAUUUGAAUAUUCGUUUCAGAGUUUAA